This is a messenger RNA of Suncus etruscus (white-toothed pygmy shrew), 1977 nucleotides long. It is a transcript of the gene TAF1B, whose product is annotated as TATA-box binding protein associated factor, RNA polymerase I subunit B. The record is from RefSeq and is a predicted model, not a curated record. Gene Ontology annotation, cellular component: RNA polymerase transcription factor SL1 complex; RNA polymerase I core factor complex. The coding region runs from base 38 to 1810 and encodes 590 amino acids. Gene Ontology annotation, molecular function: RNA polymerase I core promoter sequence-specific DNA binding. The transcript has 15 exons. Lineage: Eukaryota; Metazoa; Chordata; Mammalia; Eulipotyphla; Soricidae. Gene Ontology annotation, biological process: nucleolar large rRNA transcription by RNA polymerase I; RNA polymerase I preinitiation complex assembly.
CGGACUGCCGCGGCGGCGUAAGGAAGGCUGCGCCGUGAUGGACCUGGAGGAGGCGAAAGAAUUCAAGGAACGCUGUUCUCAGUGUGCUGCUGUCUCCUGGGGUCUUACUGAUGAAGGCAAAUAUUAUUGUACUUCUUGCCACAAUGUUACAGAAAUAUCUAAGGAAGUUUUAAAUACUGACAUCAUUCCUAAUAGUAAAAUUCAAGCCAUCAACCGGGGACUUAAAAAAAAAAGAAAACUUGAGAAAGGCUGGGAUUGGUAUGUUUGUGAAGGUUUCCAGCACAUACUUUAUCAACAAGCAAACGCCUUAAAGACUCUUGGUGUAGGCCCAGAAUUAAAGAAUGAAGUUUUACAUAAUUUUUGGAAGCGCUACCUUCAGAAGAGCAAGCAGGCAUAUUGCAAAAACCCAGUUUAUACCAGAAAAAGGAAAGCUACGGUAUUAAGAGAUAAUGCAAAUCAUUCUGACUGGGAUAGUGAGCCUGACCUGCUAAGUGAUCUUAGCUGUCCUUCUUUCACUGAAAGUGGAUCCAGGUCUCAGACUGAUGAUGAUGCUCAGCCGCCUUUCCCCAUCAUCAGAACAUCACAGUCAGAGAUGACAUCCAUCUGUUCGGGGUCACUUGAUGGUGUAGAAUAUUCACAGCGAAAAGAGAAGGGAAUUGUGAAGAUGACUGUGCCGAAGACACUUGCUUUCUGCUACCUGUCAUUACUUUGGCAGAGAGAAACAAUCACUCUUUCAGAUCUUCUGAGAUUUGUUGAAGAGGACCAUAUUCCUUACAUAAAUGCUUUUGAACAUUUUCCAGAAAAGAUGAAAUUAUAUGGGCGUGACAAAGGAAUCUUUGCUAUAGAGUCUUGGCCCAACUAUGAGGAUAUCUAUAAACAAGCAAUUGAAAUCGCCAUAUUUUUAGAUUUACCUCAUUUUCCAUACAUAACUGAAGAUUGCUACCUUCACCCAAAGAUCCUGUGUAUGAAGUACUUGAUGGAAGUCAAUCUCCCAGAUGAAAUACACGAUUUUACCUGCCAAGUGGUAAAAAUGACCGGAAUAGGAGAAGUGGAUUUUCUGACAUUUGAUCCUGUAGCUAAAAUGCCAAAAACUGUUAAAUAUGAUGUACAGGCUGUAGCUAUCAUCAUCGUCGUCUUAAAGCUUCUUUUUUUAUUGAAUGACAAUUUAGAAUGGUCCUUGUCUAAUCUUGCUGAGAAGCAUAAUGAGAAGAAUAAAGAAGAUAAGCCAUGGUUUAAUUUCAGAAAAUGGUACCAAAUUAUGAAGAAAUCUCUUGAUGAGAAAAAGCAAAAAUGGAAAGAAACUAGAGCAAAGUACUUCUGGAAAAGUGAAAAACCCCUCUACUAUUCAUCUAUUGAUAAAUCUGUAGUAUAUAAAAAAAGAGAAAUGGUGGUGAAUCUACAAAAACAAUUUAGUGCAUUGGUGGGUUCAGCACCAACUACUGAAAAAAAGAGCCCUUCAAGUUUUCAGUUCAACUGGACGGAAGAAGACCCUGACAGAACUUGUUUCCAUGGACAUAGCCUCCAGGGAAUCCUAAAGAAGAAAGGCCAGUCACUGACAACCAAGAAUUCUCUCUACUGGCUUAGUACACAGAGAUUCUGCAAAAGCUAUUGUAAACAUGUGACAACCUAUGAAGAAUCCAGCUUUUCUCUGACUUAUCAGUUUAUCCUCGAUCUCUUUUCUUUCCUGCUGAGAAUCAAGACCUCCUUGCUCCAUGAAGAAGUGAGCUUAAUUGAGAAGAGACUCUUUAAAUCAAGAUACAGUAAAAUAGUAAAGAAGUCUUCAAGAUCUGGAAAAGCAAAAAGAAGUUGAUAAGAAUAAGUUUGGGGGAGCAGAGUGCUUGUCUUACAUGCAGUUUACCUGGGUUUGAACCCCAGCACCGCAUAUGUUCCCCUGAGUCCCACCACUUAUCUGAACACUUGUCACCAGGUUUGGCCCAAAAACCAAAAAAAAAAAAAAAAAAAAGAAUGAAGUAAGAA